Molecule: messenger RNA, 1245 nt
Organism: Helianthus annuus (common sunflower)
Lineage: Eukaryota; Viridiplantae; Streptophyta; Magnoliopsida; Asterales; Asteraceae
Exons: 1
Coding region: 1-1245 (414 amino acids)
Biological process (GO): proteolysis
Molecular function (GO): zinc ion binding; aspartic-type endopeptidase activity; nucleic acid binding
Source: RefSeq, a predicted model, not a curated record
AUGGCACGUCUCAUACCGUACAUGUCUAGGAAUGAUGAAAUGGGGAAGAAACAUUACAUUCAGGGGUUGCCUGAUAAGGAUAGGCACUUGGUAAAGGCUCAUGCUCCUCUUGAUUUUGAUGCAGCAGUUGAGCUAAGUGCGACUCUUUACGAUGAUGUAUUAGCAGUUGAAGAGAAGAUGGAGGAACCAGAAAAGAAGUGGGUUGGGUCGAAUAAGAGGUUUAGGGGUGAACAUGGGGAUACAGUUGAUAAGCGGGUUAAAACUGAGAACUUGGGUACAUGCAGGAAGUGCAGAAAAACACACUCUGGGGAGUGCUCAAUGAAGAGCAUUCUUUGUUUCCGUUGUGGGCAAACGAGACACUUUGCUAAUGAUUGUAAGGCUGGCCCCAAGUGUUACAAAUGUGGGGGUUUUGGGCACAUAUCCAGAGAAUGCAAGGGCAAAAAGGGCGAGGGGUCAAGCAAGGGUCAUGCUGAGGACAAGAAAGACGAUGUGAAACCGAAGGCAAAUGCACGGGCCUUCACGAUGACUAAGGCUGAGGCAAAGACUGAUCCGAAUGUUGUUUCAGGUACAUUCCUGGUUAAUGAUGUUCCUGCUUCUGUGUUAUUUGACUCUGGGGCCAGUAGGAGCUUUGUGGCCCAUUCCUUUUAUGGUAAAUUGCGUAGAAUGCCUAGGAACAUUGAGGAACCAUUUUGUGUUGAAACUGCUGUGGGUCAACCUACUAGUGUGACUGAUGCUUUAGAUGAUUGUUUUAUUGAUUUGGAAGGUCAUAGGUUCCCUGCUAGACUGUUUAUCAUUACGUUGGGUGGCUUUGAUGUGGUAUUGGGAAUGGAUUGGCUGUCCGCAUUUAAUGCAGAUAUCGUUUGUCGGGAAAAAUUGAUACGAUUGACGUCAUUAGAAGGGAGUCUUGUGACAGUUUAUGGCGAUAAGGUGUGCUCUUCGCCGAAAAUCAUUUCUAUGAUGAAGGCGGUAAAAUUCUUGAGGCGAGGGUGUGGAGCUUACUUGGUAUAUGUCAUCGAUGAUGUUGUGGAACGUAAGGAGUUGGCAGAUAUGCCUGUGGUGUGUGACUUCCCUGAUGUUUUUCCUGAUGAUUUGACGGGAGUGCCACCAGAACGGGAAAUUGAGUUCCAAACUGACUUACUGCCAGGAGCUCAGCCAGUUGCCAUAGCGCCUUACCGUCUGGCUCCGACCGAAAUGAAAGAGUUGAUGGAGCAGCUUCAGGACCUUUUGGAUAAAGGAUUCAUCUGA